UAUUUCGUGCAUUUUUUUUCUUUUUUGAUUCGAUCGUAAACUUAUUCUAUUCGAUGCAAUUUGUUAUCUAAAUAAAAAUAAAACAAUAGAAAAUUCCCUGUAUGACCCGAUUCAUUCAGACCGGAUCCAAUUAUAACCCGGUUUGGCCAAUCGAAAAUCACGGCAACUCAGGUGAAUUUCACCAGACCGAUCAGCUUCCCCAUCUCGCCGAUCGCCGCCGCUAAACAAAUCCAGUUAUUCAGUAGCAUAAUUAGGGGAAAAAACAAAACAAUGAAACAGAGGAAAACCCCCGUACUCAUAUCGCCGGCCGAUGAUGACGACAGCAACAAAAAUUCCACAUCCAAAAACCCUAGCCCCAAUAAUUCUUCGCACAAAAUAUUUCUUCUUUGUUUGGUUACUCGGAUAAUCAAUUCGUUGUUCGUGCAGACGUAUUUCAACCCGGACGAACACUGGCAAUCUCUCGAAGUAGCCCAUCGAAUCGCGUUUGGGUAUGGGCAUUUGACGUGGGAAUGGAAAAAGGGGAUAAGGAGUUACUUGCAUCCGGUUCUGUUUGCUGCUCUUUAUAAAGUUCUCUCCUUUCUCCAUCUCGAUACCCCUUGGUUCAUGAUUAGGGCUCCUCGUUUGCUUCAAUCCGUAUCCGCUGCUAUCGGCGAUCACUACUUGUACGAAUUAUCUCGAGUCUUGUUUGGCAACAAUGUAGCCAGCUGGGCUCUCUUUGCGCAGCUAACAAACUGGUUCGUGUUUUUCUCCAUAACGAGAACUUUGUCUAAUAGUUUAGAGACAGUUCUCACGGUUGUGAGUUUAUACUACUGGCCCUGCUUGAGAGCCUCUCCCGCUGCAGUUCCGCCUCGUUCGAGAAAGCUUGCCUUGGCAGUGGCGGCAUUAGCAUGUGCCGUUCGACCGACAAGUGCAAUCACUUGGAUAUAUAUUGGCUUUCUCGAGUUGUUUAUUACACGCGAUAAGCUGAAGUUUGUCCUUCUUGAAGUGGUUCCAAUAGGGGGGCUCGUGCUAGGUGUCACGUUUUUAUUGGAUCGACAGUUUUACGGGUCGUGGGUUAUAGUUCCUCUUAACUUCCUAAAGUUCAAUUUUUUUUCUUCCGGCGGAGACUACUACGGAACUCAUCCAUGGCACUGGUAUAUAACUCAAGGAUUUACCGUCAUGCUAUUUACGUAUUUACCCUUUUCGGUAGCUGGUGGUAUUAAAUCGAAAGAAUGGAAACUUCCUGUACUCGUAGUAUGGGUUUUGGGAAUUUAUAGCCUUCUUGGCCACAAAGAAUUCAGGUUCGUUCUUCCAGUGCUUCCAAUAGCACUGAUGUUGUCUGGAUAUGCAUUAGCAAACCUAGGACAAUCCAAAAUGUCCGAGAGGAAAGUGAGAGAGAGUUUAAAUUCUCGCGUAAGGCGUUUAUCGAAGAUGCAAAUAUUGUCAGCAUUAUUUCUGCUUGUAACUAAUAUACCGAUGGCUUUGUAUAUGAGUGUAAUUCAUCAGAGAGGUACUGAGGAUGUAAUGAACUUUCUUUCGAAGGAGGCGAAAGAGAAUAAAAUCGAAAGUAUUCUCUUUCUCACACCUUGCCAUGCUACACCUUACUACUCAACUCUCCAUCAGAAUAUUCCUAUGCGUUUCUUGGAUUGUACACCGAGCGAAGAAAAUGGAAUAUUGGAUGAGUCGGACCGAUUUUUGGAGGACCCGUUUGGUUUUACGACGAAGUUUGUGAGAAACUGGACUGCACCGAGCCACAUUGUACUGUUUGAUUCUCAAGAAAAGUUGUUGAAGGAGUUCCUAGUCUCGAAUAAUUUUUAUGAGAUAAGAAGAUUCUUUCAUGCCCACUUCAAAGUGGAUCGAGAACUGCAAGCAUCUGUUGUUGUGUAUGCUUUUCAAGCCCAAUGAGUUUUGAUUUUAGACGAAUUGAAAUGUUUUUUCCUUUCUUUCAGUAAGUUUUGAUGUUAUUUUUUUUGUAAUGAUACAGUAAUGUAAAAAAAAAAGUACUAAUUUGACUAUGUAUCCCAUUAUUAUUGCCCUAA
Erythranthe guttata (spotted monkey flower) is the source of this 2018-nucleotide messenger RNA. RefSeq names its product Alg9-like mannosyltransferase family. Gene Ontology annotation, biological process: GPI anchor biosynthetic process. Gene Ontology annotation, cellular component: endoplasmic reticulum membrane. Gene Ontology annotation, molecular function: alpha-1,2-mannosyltransferase activity. The record is from RefSeq and is a predicted model, not a curated record. NCBI's taxonomy places the organism in Eukaryota, Viridiplantae, Streptophyta, Magnoliopsida, Lamiales, Phrymaceae.